Messenger RNA from Polychytrium aggregatum, 457 nucleotides. RefSeq lists its product as uncharacterized. Bases 101 to 319 code for a protein of 72 amino acids. The record is from RefSeq and is a predicted model, not a curated record. NCBI's taxonomy places the organism in Eukaryota, Fungi, Chytridiomycota, Chytridiomycetes, Polychytriales. The transcript has a single exon.
GGUGGUGGUGGUGGCUCGUUCUGGGAUUGGCGAUGGGUGCAGCGACUUUUUCCCGUCUUCGGCGUCGAUCACCAGACUUCCCUUUGACGGACUGGUGCUCAUGCCUGGAUGCUGUGUCGUGGUGAUGCUCGCAGUGUCGCUACCUUUUCCGGGCCCGGACGACAUCCCAAAGCCAGGAGUUGUAGUCGGCAUCGGGGCUGGUGCAUUGGUGGGGAUGCUGCCGCUGAUCGAGACAAGCGAGCCGGCUGCGUCUGUGGCAGCAGCGGCACUGCUUGCAUUCGCUAUCGGCUUUGAUGGAUCGGAGUUGAGAGCCUGGUAGAUGUGGAAGAGAGGGACGUCGUCGCUCGGGCUGGGCGUAGCCGGUGAUUUGGUUGGCGACAGGCGGGGCAGGACAACAUCAGCGCCAUCCUUCUGCCCCUCUCGAAUCGCCAUGACCGACUGCUGGGCCAGCUUGAGA